This is a messenger RNA of Scylla paramamosain (green mud crab), 2053 nucleotides long. RefSeq lists its product as uncharacterized. NCBI's taxonomy places the organism in Eukaryota, Metazoa, Arthropoda, Malacostraca, Decapoda, Portunidae. The record is from RefSeq and is a predicted model, not a curated record. Bases 577 to 1911 code for a protein of 444 amino acids. The transcript has 3 exons.
CAGCCUGCUCGUGGUGACACAGCGACACAUGCACUGGUAACACAGACACGCUAACACAGAGAUACACACAUACAACACACAGACAGAGACAAACAUACACUGCAUCUGUUUGGUGAGGAAGUGGUCCUUUCCUCACCGGGCUACAAGUUAUUCAUCUCAUUUGGCAGUAAAGAUAUGACAGACUAAUAAUUUAUAAACACAAACUAGUACAACUGACACACAUACCCCCUACCUUUGUUUGCUAAAGAAGUAUUCCUAUUCUCAGUUAUCUGGAAAAAGUGACUAACGUGAAGGAAUAACUCAAGUGGCGACGUUUCACUGCAACAAAUGAAGUGAGGAAAUCAACAUUGCAGUGUCCUGUAACCACUAGAGCUAUUUAACAGACUUCAGCCAUCGUAAGGGCAAGAAAACCUCGUGAAAUAAUACGUACAUGUGCUUCUAACAGACUCGCACCCCGCAUGUUGCGUUGUGUGUACUCUGAGCAGUGUCUGUAUCUCUCUCUCUCCCGCCGCCAAGACCUGCAGCUGACGGGAACACAAUCAUACAUCACAAGCACUGCCCCACGUCUUGGUUAGAAUGCCGGUGUGGGCGCGCUGGACGGGGCUGCCGUGGGCGAUGGUGCUGCUGGCGGUGAGCAGCGGCCUGAGGGUGCAGGAGGCGCCGGGCAGGGACACAGUGUUGUACCAGGCGCCGCCCACCUCCACCCUCCGAGAUGGCCGCGCCCUGCCCAGCACCAUCAUCGUCUCCAGCCCAAUGCUUCUGAAGGUCAGACCUAAGGGCACCCCGUCUUCCCCUAAGGCGUCCCAGGAGGCUGAGAGCGGCACCAAGUAUUCCUACAUCCCUCUCUCCCCCUCUAAGACACCUGAGGAGCCUGCCGCUCCCUCCAAGGACACCCCCGACCCCGUAGAGACCAAAGGGGCUGGCGUGGGCGUGACUUCCAAGAUCAAGUUCCACACGAUUCACUGUACGAGCGGCAAGCCGUGCUCCACCAUCAUCCAGGCACCCGUCAGAACCCACAACUACAUCAGCAGCAGCAGCACCACCACCACCAACAGCAGCAGCAGCAGGAGGCAGCCCUUCACACAGGAACAGAUCAAGCGGUAUCUGCAGCAGUUCAGUCUGCGUCAAGGCUUUCGCUACGGCAAGGAGUUCGAGGAGAGCGGCACACCAGACGCUUCCCUGCAGUCUCGCAAGGAACGCAUGCUCCUCAGGGAUCCCAAGUGGGUCCUCCUUGACCAGGACAACAAAUACGAGGAGCAGGACCCGUGGUACGACGAGCCGUGGAGUCCGGGGUCUGUGUAUAAGUACCAGACGUACAGACCCGCGGGAUUCGACCCCUACAAGAGUCCCGUCACGGACUGGGACAGCGUGUACGCUUCCUUCCCCAGUAGACAGUCUACCACCGAGCGCCCCAAGUACUCUCCUCCCUCAGGGCCACUCACUCCUAACGCUGGCCACGGUGGUACUUCAGGCAGACUCCCGUCGCGGCCACGCCCUCUCUCCACGAACGGCGUGUGGAGCCGCUACAGCACCUCCACCGUCACGCAGCUGGACAAGAACACCGGCCAGUGGGUGAAGGUGUCCUCGAGCGGCCCUCAGAAAGACAAGGCCUGGCAGUUCCCGUCCCGCUCGCCGCCCUCACAGCAGACGCAGGUCCAGCUGACAGUGCUAGGUGUGAACGAGGACCUAGACACUCCCCGCGGCAAUGGAGUCAAGCCCGAGACGCACAUGGUGGUGAAACCCAACGGCGUGCCCGGCCAGCCGCCCGCAGUGAUCGAGACGAGUAGCUACCCUCACCCUCACCACCACCACCACCAGCAGGAUAAAAAGUCACCCAAUUCAGAGCCCAGCGGCGUGCAAUAUGGCAAGCCAGUGUACGUCCACGGGAGCUUCGUACUAGUGAAGGAGUGAGGUGUGUGUGUGUGUGUGUGUGAGUGUGUGUGUGUGAGUGUGUGUGUGUGUGUGUUUACGAGAGUUCCUCAUAAUGUGUAGCUUGCUUAGGCAGUAGAAGCACUGACAGACUAGUAAUUAAUGAUAAAAUAUACAUAUUUAA